Messenger RNA from Paramecium sonneborni, 462 nucleotides. The record is from the annotation of a GenBank genome assembly. Lineage: Eukaryota; Ciliophora; Oligohymenophorea; Peniculida; Parameciidae.
AUGCAUACUAAACAUCCUGUUUUAGUUUUAAAAAAAAAAGUAGAUGAACGAAUUGAAUAUAAAAUAAAGUGGAAUACAGGUUCGAUUACUUAUGAACCAAUGGUUGAACUUACUCCAGAAAUGCUUGAAAUAGUAAGUUAAUGGGAAUUGUAAGAACAUUAAAAAAAAAAUAUGAAGUCAGAUGAAAAGAUGAAUUAAAAAAGAACAAAAAUAGUAGAAGAGCAAAUAAAGUAGAGAAUAGAAGUUGAGAAACCAAAAGUAAGUUUGAGUCCGCAUUUGGAGAGAAAAUCUGAAAAGGGUUAUGUAAAAUCUUUAAGAAAGAAUGAUGGAAGAAUAGAAUUUUGGAUAUAUAUACAUGAAGAAGGAAUUGAGAGAUGGGUUUCAUUAGAAGAAGUAAAAAAUAGAAUGCCAAUAGCUUUAUGUGAUUAUCUAUUAUAGAAAGUAAAGUUUGGAGGAAAGUGA